Brienomyrus brachyistius is the source of this 1724-nucleotide messenger RNA. It is a transcript of the gene mettl21a, whose product is annotated as methyltransferase 21A, HSPA lysine. The transcript has 4 exons. The record is from RefSeq and is a predicted model, not a curated record. Bases 476 to 1126 code for a protein of 216 amino acids. Gene Ontology annotation, molecular function: protein-lysine N-methyltransferase activity. Gene Ontology annotation, cellular component: cytoplasm; cytosol. Gene Ontology annotation, biological process: peptidyl-lysine methylation. Lineage: Eukaryota; Metazoa; Chordata; Actinopteri; Osteoglossiformes; Mormyridae.
GCCAAUCAUUUUUGUGUGACCUCUGGUAGCGCAUCACGAUUUGCUUGCUGGGUGAAUGAAAAACAUGGCGGAAACGGCGCUGUUCGUUUUUUGGUGAAAACCAUCGGAUUGUCACUUUACAUUGAAGAUAAAUACAUAUAACCUUAGUUUCGUAAUGUAACUAAAACAAUUCCCUUCCUUAUGUAGUUAAGGUGAAAUCGGAACAUUAUUCUCAAAAAUACAACUAACAAUCGUAACCCAUGAAUAUUUCGUCGGUAUUAGUAAAGAAAAAGUUAAGUUGUAUAAUUAAUGUCUUGUGAAAACAUCUAGAUGCUAGUUGUUAUUCCUACACAUUAAAUAUAAGACGUAAGACGUCUAUUUGUCUUAUACAUUUUUCGACGCAUAUUUGAAAGUCUCGGACGGGCUCCUGGUUUUCAUCGCGAGAUUUCAAACAACGCCAUAGGACCAGCAAAGAAGUAAUUUCCAAAGGGCUGUGAUGGCUCUCGUCCCAUAUGAAAGGAACUCUAUGCCAGCGCUCUCCAAACUGCAUGACAUCUCGGCUGAAUUUCACUUUGCCAAUCGUCGCUUAUGCCUAUCUCAGGACUGGAACCGACUUGGAGUGGCCGCUGUGGUGUGGGAUGCGGCUGUAGUGCUGUGUAUGUACUUGGAGUUGGGACAUAUUGAGCUUUGGGGCAAAGUUGCCAUCGAGCUAGGGGCAGGCACUGGGCUCGUGGGGAUCGUGGCCACACUCCUUGGUGCUAAGGUGACGAUCACUGACCGAGCGCCAGCCAUUGAUUUUCUGCGUGCCAACGUGAAGGAGAAUAUACCUCCAGACCAGCAGGGAGCAGCACUGGUAAAAGAGCUAACUUGGGGAAAGAACUUAGAACUAUAUCAGGAGGGAGGAUAUGACAUUAUCCUUGGAGCUGACAUUGUAUACCUGGAAGAGACCUUCUCUGCCCUGCUGGACACUCUAGAGUACCUGAGCUCAGACAGAACUCUGGUACUGCUAGCUUGUAGGAUCCGUUACGAGCGGGACCAGAAAUUUUUGGAUAUGCUGCGUAAACGCUUCAUAGUCCAAGAGGUCCACUAUGAUGUUCAAAGAGACAUACACAUCUACAAAGCUGUGAAAUCCAAACAAGAGUUGUGACAGAGAAAGUCAGUGUACGUUUGAAGAGACAAAUUCACACAAAGUCACUUUAAAAGCAAUUUCAGUGUCGCAGUAUAUGUGUAUAAGUAUGUUGCAGCAUGAUAUAUAUGGUAUAAAAAGCAGGAAUAUGUGUGCAUGGAGAAUUAGUAUAUACUGCUGUCAGUGGAGAAAAGGGGGGAGAUUAUGUACAGUAUGUGAUGCAAAGAAUUGUAAAUGGAAAUUUUGGUUAUGUACAAAUAAAUGAAAAGUGUGUGUGGGGGGGGGGGGGGUACUAUGGCCCCAGUUGGACAUCUAAAAGCCGUAUCCUACCUCCACUUUUAAUCUCUUUUCUCAAAUGGUCUGUGUAGAGAUCUCCUUUUUGUGGUUCUGACCACCCUAAAGGAUACAAAAUCAAUAACCAAUUGUUCUGCAUUGAAGUGAGUGACAGUAUUGAUUAACAUACAGAAUAUACCAGCAGGGGUUGGUAUACCUGCAGAUGAUUGCUCAGGGUAUGUUCCAGUGCCAUCAGAAGAACAUGCAGGCUUCAUUUACAUACUACAAGACUGUUCAGAUCCAAUUUGAAUUUUCUUUUUACAUUAAAAAAUGAGCAAGAUAUUAA